AUGUUUCGGUAUACGAAAAGACCGUUGUUUCAGAUCACAAGGACAUUGAACUGGCUGCUUGUAGAAGGGCAUCAGUUUCACAUUCCCAAGUUUCGAACCUUCUCUGUUGAGCAAUCACUGCCAAAGCUGCCAGUUCCUCCACUCGAGCAGACACUUAAAAAGUAUCUGGACACAUGUUAUCCAUUACUGACAGAGGAGCAGUACAAAAGUACUCAGGAGAUUGUGAACAGAUUUUUGAAAAAUGAAGGGCCAGCUCUGCAAAAACUGUUGGAAGAAAGAGCUAGAAAGGAAGUCAAUUGGCUUUCAGAAUGGUGGAAAAACUGGGCCUAUCUGGAUGUCCGCCUGCCAGUUGUGAUCAAUGUCAACCCUGGAAUCUAUCUGCCGAGACAGAGUAACAGGGGUCGGAAAGAGCAAAUUCAGUUUGCUGCUAGAUUCAUUGCUGGUGUCUUGGAUUACAAGAUAAUGUUGGAUGA
Candidula unifasciata is the source of this 473-nucleotide messenger RNA. The record is from the annotation of a GenBank genome assembly. NCBI's taxonomy places the organism in Eukaryota, Metazoa, Mollusca, Gastropoda, Stylommatophora, Geomitridae.